AAAUGCAACGCCAUAAAGUCUGCUUCUUCUUCUUCGGCCGGUAACGGCAACACUUCCUCUGCAACUCUUCUACUCCUUUCACCUCCAUCAAUGGCGUUCAAUUCCACUUCACUCUCUGAUUUCACUCAGAGCAUUUUCUCCUACAACAGCAACGUCAUUCUCGCCGCUCUCAUAUCUCUUCUCCUCGUCGUCCUCUUUGUCCUUCUCCUCCAUGCCUACGCCAAUUGUUUCUUCCCUCGGCCUCGCCACCGCCAUGCUCAGCGGAGUUCCGUCACUGUCUCCUACGUCCUUGGACCGCCUCGCCUCUCGCGUUUCGAAUCGAUUCCGUUCGAUUUAGGCUUCGCUCAGUCGAAAGGUCUUGACUCGUCUGUAAUCUCUGCGAUUCCGCUGUUCGUUUAUGAAUCGGAGGAGAAGAAGUGUGCAACGGUGAUGGAGUGCGUGAUUUGCCUCAGUGAAUUUGAGGAACGAGAAAUCGGACGACGGUUGCCGAUAUGUAACCAUGGAUUUCACCUUGAAUGUAUCGAUAUGUGGUUGAAUUCUCACGCGAAUUGUCCUGUUUGUAGAGCGCCAGUAGUCGCAGAGGCGGUGGAAUCUGGCCGGUUGAGCGGCGAGAGGGAAAUCGGAGAAGAGAUUGUAACGGAGGAGCGGACUAAUUGUGAGAUUCAGAGAAACGAGGAGCAAAACGGUCAGUUUCAUUCUUCUUCUUCCUCUUCAAGUUCUUCGACUGAUCCGCCAUUGAUGUCGCUUGGAGCAUCUUUGAAGCGAAUGUUGAGUAGAAACAGAUCGAAUGGAAGGAUUUUCCCCUCUUCCAAUGGCGAUGAAUUAAAUGUUUGAAUAAGGAAGAAAGCAUUGGAUCCGCCAUUUGUACAGAUUUUUUGCUUCACUUUUUACAUACAUUUCAUUAAAGUAAACUUCUCUGCUAGGUUAGUAAUAGUAAAUCCAUCCUUCUUCGUGA
Cucurbita moschata (crookneck pumpkin) is the source of this 955-nucleotide messenger RNA. RefSeq names its product RING-H2 finger protein ATL63-like. The coding region runs from base 91 to 834 and encodes 247 amino acids. The record is from RefSeq and is a predicted model, not a curated record. The transcript has a single exon. Gene Ontology annotation, biological process: protein ubiquitination. Lineage: Eukaryota; Viridiplantae; Streptophyta; Magnoliopsida; Cucurbitales; Cucurbitaceae.